AUGAAGUCGUUCAUUUCUUUAGAUGGUAUUGAUGAAGCGCCUACAGCAUUGCUGGAAAUAGUUACUCUGCAAAUUCAUCAUGUGUCAAUUUUCCAGAAAAUUAUGAUGGCUAUUGAAAUCGGUGUUCAGUUAGCUCGUGAACAUAUCAUGUCUUUAUUAAGCGAACUGUGCUCUUCAGUAGUUUUGACAAUCGAUCAAUUAACUUUGGGUAUCAGGAAUGUCUGUGCUGAAUUACCAGAUUUUCAAUUAAAUGUACCUGUUGCCUAUAUACUAACGGAAUCAAUUAUGAAUAAGGUUUUUAAAGAGGGUUUUUGGCCUUAA
Messenger RNA from Trichobilharzia regenti, 321 nucleotides. NCBI's taxonomy places the organism in Eukaryota, Metazoa, Platyhelminthes, Trematoda, Strigeidida, Schistosomatidae. The record is from the annotation of a GenBank genome assembly.